AAAAAAACCUAAAUUGGUGGAUGAUGAGGGCAAAAAGCUCUUAGCCACAAACAAAACCUAGACAUUUCUGUGUGGCGCAUCGACCUCGCGCUCUCGCAAUCAAAGAAGAAGAAGACAUGGCUUCCAUUUAUGCAAACUUGCCUUCUCCACCGUUGUUGGUCCAUGGUAAAAGGAUCCCAUUCAGGUCUCUUCAAAAGCUCCCACUUUCUACCAUUAAAGAGAGACAGAACUGUGCUGCUGUUGUAGUCAAGGCUACUGGGGAAAGCUCUGAGUCAUCAACCUCCCUCAGCAUUGUUAAGUCUGUUCAAAACAUUGCCGUUGACAAGUUGCCUGUUGUCCCAAGUGCACUAGAAUUCGUUGGCAUCCUUUAUUCUUCGUGGUUUAUAUAUCGAUAUCUCUUGCUCAAACCCAAUCGGGAAGAGCUUUUCCAGAUCAUUAAGAAGUCGGUUGGAGAUAUCUUAGGCCGGUGAAUCAUGCUUUGAAAUGUAGUCAGCCCUUCAGGCCACCAGCUCUUACUCUUCAAUGCAGGUCCAGAACGCUUAACAUCGUACUAGACAAUGACCAGUAAGAAAAACUCGUGGAAAUUCACACAAGAAUGCAAGGAUUGAUUAAAACGAAUCAAAGUUUUUCUACAAAAAGGGCAUGGAAAAUGGAUGGAUUGUAGUGUGAUUUACUCCUGACAAAAACGACUCUUGCAAUGAGAUUGACUAUUCCCUACUUUUAUUACAUCAAAAGGCUAUUGAAUUGAACCGGUGUUGAAAAGAUGUUGACGUAUAUCACCUUUUUCAGUC
Molecule: messenger RNA, 791 nt
Organism: Populus euphratica (Euphrates poplar)
Lineage: Eukaryota; Viridiplantae; Streptophyta; Magnoliopsida; Malpighiales; Salicaceae
Product: protein CURVATURE THYLAKOID 1C, chloroplastic-like
Exons: 7
Coding region: 117-470 (117 amino acids)
Cellular component (GO): thylakoid; chloroplast thylakoid membrane
Source: RefSeq, a predicted model, not a curated record